Drosophila rhopaloa is the source of this 3243-nucleotide messenger RNA. RefSeq names its product arf-GAP with coiled-coil, ANK repeat and PH domain-containing protein 2 (gene CenB1A). Gene Ontology annotation, molecular function: protein binding; GTPase activator activity. NCBI's taxonomy places the organism in Eukaryota, Metazoa, Arthropoda, Insecta, Diptera, Drosophilidae. The transcript is spliced from 10 exons. Bases 326 to 2833 code for a protein of 835 amino acids. The record is from RefSeq and is a predicted model, not a curated record. Gene Ontology annotation, cellular component: cytoplasm.
AGUAGAAAGUGAGACGGUUUAAUUUGUUGUCUCUGCGCGCUGUGUAAUUUUCGUUAAUUUGGCCCCGAAUCGCGUUAAACGGCGAGUUUCGCUAAUUAGGCCCAGUGCUUAAACUGUGUGGCCGUCGAUUGUCGAGGAUGCGAGCAGAUCCUUAAUCCCCGGCCGUCAGCAAUUAGGUUCUCCAGAGCCGCCUUCGAAAAUCGUGAAUCGAAAUCUCCAGCCAGGAAGGCAAAAAGCAACAGGCCAACAAAAAUUCGCAGGCCUCAAUUAGCAAAAUAGCCAACAGUGCAAGUGCUGCGUGUGUGUUCUGUGUUUCGUGGUCAAAAUGCGCGCCACCAUUGAGUUCGAGGAGUGCCUGAAGGAUUCCCCCAGAUUCAGACAAUUUGUGUCCAAGGAGGAGAGCGACAUCGAGCACUUGGAGCAGCGCCUGGAGAAAAUCAUCAAGCUGUGCAAUGUGGCCGUGGACUCGGGCAAGGAGUAUGUCAAGAACCAGAGCGCCUUUGCCAUGUCCUUGUGGGAUCUGCAGCAGCACUUUCUCGACAACAAGAACGCGCACAAUGCGCUGGGCAAGCUUAUUCACUGCUUCCAGGAGAUGAACAAGUUCCACACCAUUCUGUUGGAUCAGGCUAGUCGCACGGUGCUGAAAAAUCUCACUGUGUUUGUAAAGGACGACAUAAAUCAGGUGAAGGACUACAAAGGACAUUUUCUCAAGGUUUCCGAAGGCUAUGACAAUGCGUUGAUAAAAAACGCACAGGCUAGUAAAAACCGACCGCAGGAGAUGCAGGAGGCUGCAAAUAUCCUCUCCGCCUCAAAAUCGUGCUUCCAACACACCGCUUUGGACUAUGUCAACUAUAUAACUCUGGCACAGGCUCGCAAGGUCCCCUCCAUAUUAUCCACGCUGUUGGAUUACUAUCAGGCGUGCGUGACCUACUACCAUCAGGGGUUCGACCUGUGCAACGACUUCGACGAGUUCUUCAAGAACAUCAGCGAGGAUUUGAACGCUCUGCGCGGAGACUACCAGCAGCUGGAGAAGGCCAUGCAGAACCGCCACAUGAGCGUGAAUCGGUACUGCGACUCGAACACCAACAGCACCUCCAACAAGAUCGAGGGCUAUCUGUUCAAGAAGAAGUCCAAGGGCUUCAAGACCUGGUGCCGACGAUGGUUCUACCUCAGCGACAACCAGCUCGUCUACAGUGAUUUGGAUUCGCAUUGCAGAAAACGCAGCAACGAGGACUCGUUCUCAGUCAUGGAGGAGGACCUGCGCAUCUGCAGCGUGCGUCCGGUGAACGAGGGCGACCGCCGCUUCUGCUUCGAGGUCAUCUCGCCGACCAAAUCACACAUCCUGCAGGCUGACUCCGCUGACAUGCUCUCACUGUGGAUUUCAGCGCUGCAGCACAGCAUUGGUGCAGCCAUACAGCAUGACUCCACGCAUCAUUCGCGACCGCAAUCGACGAACACACCCAACAACGCUCUGCCCGCAAAGCGUAGAAUCCAUUGGGAGCAGUUUCUGAAGAUACCGGGCAACGCUUAUUGCUGCGACUGCAGGAGCCCCGAACCGCGCUGGGCCUCCAUUAACCUGGGUAUCACACUGUGCAUCGAGUGCUCCGGCGUGCACCGCAGCCUGGGCGUGCACUACAGCAAGGUGCGUUCCCUGACGCUGGAUGCCUGGGAGACGGAGAACGUGAAGGUGAUGAUGGAGCUGGGCAACGAGGUGGUUAACCGCAUCUACGAGGCCCGCGUGGGCGACGAUUGUGGGCUAAAAAAGCCCACGGAGCAGUGCGAGAUCGGAGUGCGCGAGGCUUGGAUCAAGGCCAAGUAUGUGGAGCGGCGGUUCGUGUGCGGCAUGCCCAAGCCACAGGAGCUGCUUGCCAGUGAGACGGCCGAGGUCUUGAGCAUAGACAGUGGCGGCGUGGUGGAGGACGUAGAAAGUGGCGUCAGUGGAAUCGCUAAGCGGGCCACCCUCUCGCUGGGCGGCACCCGGAAGUGGGCUGUGAAGAAGCUGCGGCGAAGGCAAAAACAGCGCCCGCUGCCAAAGACCUUGAGCGACGAUCCAAGCAUCUAUAACACUGCCAAGACUGGCGACGAGUUGGACGAUGACGAUGAUGACGAAUCCAUUAACAUUCCUUCGAUGUCACUGAGCAUCUCGCGCGACGAUUUGCUGGUGAUCGGUGAUGACUUGGCCCUGGACAGACUGGAGACUCCCGGUAUUCUCGGCAGUGAUCAGGAGAGCACCGAUGGCGAGUCGGAUGCGGAGUCACCGGAGGAGUUGCCCUUCUCGCAACUGGACGCUAACCAAUUGCUGUACAUGGCCUCGGUGGUGCACAAUCUCCCAGUAAUGUGCAUGGCCUUUGCUUUGGGCGCCGACAAGGUCUGGAAGAAUCCCCAAGAUCGGCAGCGAUCGUUUCUACAUCAAGCCGUGAUCUCCGGCUCCGUGAUGGCGUGCGAGUUCUUGCUCCUGAACGGAGCUGCAAUCGAUGCCGUGGACGAGCUAGGCUACAGUGCCCUGCACAUAUCCACGGCCAAGGGGCACAUCGCCCAGGUUUAUUUGCUGCUGAAGCAUAAGGCUGCCUACGACCUGUCCUCCAGUGACGGAAAGAAAGCUCUAGACAUUGCAGUGGACCAGGAAAACGCGGACAUAGUAACGCUACUUCGAUUGACACAGCUAAAUGACGAAAUUGGACCCAACGACGAGUACAACGGAGAAGACGAAACGUACAAGAACGUGAUGAAGGACUUCUCCAAGUUGCCCGCCAGUCAGACGCGUGUGCUGCGCCAGCGCCACGACUCAAAUACACUGGAAUCGCAGCGCAGCUCCCUGACCAAUUCCGACUAGCAGCGGCUGAUGGGUCGCAAGAGUUAGGAACUUACUCGUUAUAAAGGAUAUUGUUCCGAUUAGUAGGCUAGGAUGCAUAUUGGAUUGUUAUUGGCUUUAUAUCGCAUUAACCAGGAAUGUUAAACGGUUUCGAUUUCGAAGGAAGUCGGCACGGGCUUGUUUCCCUAGGCAAUCUCAUUUGAAAGGCGCUUCCGAUUAUACAAGAAAAUAUUAUUCAUUGCAUUUUGCAUUCGAAUGGCGGGCAUGACCAUUCGUUUUCCCUUAAGCGCAUUUUGAGUUCCGUUUUUUUGGCGUUUAGCUUAAGUUUAAAGUAUUCGUAGAGACAUUAUGUUUAUUAAAAAUACGUGUAUUUGCCUAUAAUAUUGUACAUCGUCUUAUGUGGUAUUUAUUAAACGAUAUUGUAAAAUGUA